AUGGGCGCCAAAACUUUUUACCACGCUUUGUUCCGCAAAAAACACUUUGAUGGUGAGUUCAACCAAUUGGUUUGAAAAUUUGCCAAAAAAAAAACGGGAAGGUAAUUAAUGGCAUCAUUGCUUAAAAGAUAGACAUAAAAAUAAACGUGUUGAAAUUCAGCAAAAAGAAAAGACAUGAAAAUAAGUUAAGAAGAAAAUAAAACUGUUCAAGCAAUUGGUUUGAAAAUUCAGCUUUGACUCACCUACUCCGAUGUAGUAGUUCAUGAGGUAGUUCACUCAGCGUUCGCGUCGAGCCAUUCGGAGUAUCAUACUCCUGUUUUUGGCUUCGGCGUUAAAGCAACUGAAAAAAAGUGUUUGUUGAAAGAAGCGUGAAAAUGGUUUUGAAGCGGUGAACCACUCUCCAUUUCAUUAUCAUUCAUGAAAGAAUUUCGCGUCUUUAGACAUAUCGACAAGAAAAUUCAAUCAGACUAUACCAAAAACUUGGAAAAACUAAUAAAACAAAAACAAUUUAAAAAAUUUUGAAACUUUCAUCUACACCCCUCGUAUGGUUUGAUGUUUUGUACGUAUUGCACGCUUUGCAUUCGAACCCACGCGCGAAAUGUGAUUUUUAGAUUCAUUCUUUAUUAUUUUUGAGAGUUCAAAGUUAAAAUCCACCUUAUUAGGGCACAGGUUCUUGAAAAACAUUCAUGAUUAAUGAGCUUCUGCGGUGUUAUUUCUCAUGUUUCAAUUAGAAAAAUUCACAUUUUCUUCAGAGAAAUUAAGCGUUUAGAAUUCAGAAGACUCGUCGUUGGCUUCAAAGUUGAAAAGAUGUCUGUCAGUAUUCGACAUAAUGUUCAUUGCCAUCGGGCACAUGAUCGGCGCUGGAAUAUAUAUGCUAGCAGGUAAAUCUGGUUUUUUAAACAAAUUUUCGACCAGAAGUUGAGCUUUUUUUAUACAGCUGCAUUCAACUUUUUCCAGGAAAGGUAGCCAAAGAUGAAGCCGGCCCCGGUAUAAUUCUCUCUUUUACUUUUGCUGGGGUAGCAGCGCUUCUUUCGGCUUUCAGCUAUGCUGAAUUUGGAGCAAGGUUAGAUGGAAUUCCGUGAUCCACUAUUUUCUUUCGAUGUUAACGUAUUUCUGAAGAACUAUUGAUCGUAAAUUCAAAAAGUUACAAUGUUGACAUAACGGAUCGUUAAAUGGUGUUUUGAGCUGUUGGGAUUACCGUUUGGGCGGAUUUAAUCGUUCGAAUAGAACUGGUUGUUUGUUUUUUCGCUUUCUCCGAAAAAUAGUGACUGAAAACAAGUGCGACCUAGAAAUCGUUUUUUCAAAAGUUUCUAGUAUAUUGUUCUUUACCACCAAGAUAACUCGUGAUUUUUCAAAAAAAAAAGGCUAGAAAAAGACGUUUCAACUUUUGAAGCCAGAGUUGGAUCAGUUAAACUUCAGCUAUAGUCAUGAAUACAGAUUUUAUCUAACUUUUUCCCGUUUCACAUCGUUCGGAACGAAAACGGAAAAUCGAAAAAAAAAAUGUUUUGAUUAUAAUUUUAUCAGAGUUCAAAAUAAAUGUUUAGAUACCCAAGAGCUGGUAGUGCCUACACGUACACUUACGUCGGCGUCGGCGAGCUCUGGGCCUUCGUGAUUGGCUGGACUGUCCCCCUAGAAUAUAUGAUCGGAAAUGCAGGUGACUUCCGUUUUUAUUUUUCCAUAACCUUUUGCCAGCCGUGGCGCGAGCCUGGUCCUCCUACUUUGACAAAUUGUUUGGCUACCCGGUUAGGAACUUCACACUAAACACCGUCGGACACCUCAGCACGGUUGGCUGCUCUGCCGUGUCUAACUGGGUUCUCAUUUUCAGAACAGCGAGUUCUUCUCCGACUACCCCGAUUUCCUGGCCUUCAUUCUUCUGAUUCUCGUGGCGAUCGCCGUCUCCAUCGGAUCGAAGGCUUCAGCGAACUUGAACACCGGCUUUGUUUGUCUCAAUGUCUUGGUAGGUAGAAAAGAAACUUCGAUUGGUACUACAUUUGGAACUUCAGGUGCUUCUGUUUGUAAUUGUCAGUGGAUUACGGUACGCCGACUUUUCCCUGUGGUCAGGAACUGAUGAGAACGGAAGAUCCAAGUUCUUGCCUUAUGGAGUUUCCGGAGCUCUUGCCGGCGCUUCCAACUGCUUUUUUGCCUACAUCGGGUUCGAAGCCCUCGCCACGGCCGGAGAAGAAGCCAAAAGUAAUUUUUUUUUAAUAAAAAAAGUUUUUUUAAGCUUAUGCUUGGUGGCCAUCAGAAAUGGGAAAGUUUCGCUUUUUUGUUAAAUUUUUCUAUAUUUUAGAACUUGCUCUAGCUGAAAAUGAAGCGAAGGUGGAAAAAUUUCAAAAACAAUAUAAUUCUGCAAUCUUUUUUGAUAUUUUUAGUUCACUUAGAAAAAAAGUCAAUGUUCAGACCCGCGAAGGACAAUUCCAAUCGCGACUUUUUCAUCUUUGGCCAUCAUCACCGUCCUGUACAUUCUGAUGGGCUCCACGCUUACCUUGAUGAUUCCAUAUUACCAGGUGAGAUUGCACAAAGUUAUAAUUAUCUAAAAGGUGAUUGAAGAUUGACGUGGGCGCGGCCUAUGCUUCGGCCUUUGAAAUGAAAGGGGCCAAAGUGGCUGGGACCAUAAUGUCUAUCGGAGCUCUCGCUGGGAUGAUCAACAAUUUGGUUAGAGGGAAUCCCGACGAAGGAUAAUCAUUUUUCGAUUUUCCAGAUCACAGGCUCUUUCGCUCUUCCGCGCGGAGUCUACGCCAUGGCGGACGACGGCUUGAUUUUCUCCUUUUUCGCAAAAAUCAACAGCGUAACGAAGGCGAGUAUCAACAUAUAAUGAACUUUUUAAUCUUAUUCUCAAAUUUAAGACGCCACUGAACGCCACAAUUGUCUUCACCUUUCUGAACGCUCUUCUGGCUCUGGUUUUCGAUUUGGAAGCGCUGGUGGGUCUAUUCCAAUAUAAUUUGAAAUGUUUCGCUUUCCAGGUUGAAUUCUUGUCGAUCGGAACUCUGCUCGCCUACUCGAUGGUCACCGCCUGUGUCCUGAUCCUCCGUUACCAGUCAGCUCCAAUCAACGGAAACGAGCAGCAACAUGAUAAUGGUGAGACCAUUUUUCUGUUGUUGAUCAUGAACUUUCUCAGGGGGAACCCUUCGUUCCUGGGUGCCGUUCCGCAAGUUCUGGGAAGACAAACCAGCGGGGCUUUCGAUCAAAUUCGCAGUGGUCACGCUUAUUUUCGGAUACGUUUGGAUUGCUCUCGCGGUUCGAUUAGGUCUGUCGGACGGAAUUUGGUUUAUAAUAGAGACAUAUCUCGCAGGCCUCCUGAACACUCCCUGGGGCAUCAUAAUGGUUUCAAUCGGAGCGGUCAUCAGCCUGUUGAUGUUCCUAUUUAUACUGGGACAUCAACAGAACACUCUCAGUACCUAUUUCAAGGUUUCAGGAAGUUUGAAAACACAGAAACGGGAAUCUUGUUCAAGGUGCCUUUGGUUCCGUUCAUCCCAUGCAUCGGACUUUUGAUCAACGUCUUCAUGAUGGUCUAUCUGAACUAUCUCACCUGGAUUCGGCUCUUCAUUUGGCUGGCUGUCGGUUAGUUCGAAGACUUUUCGAUUAUUAUAGGAAUGAACAGGGAAGAAUCUAUUUUUAGGAGUUCUAAUCUACUUCGGCUACGGCAUCCGCCACAGCAAAGAGGCUCGUCGCGGCGUCUUUUCCGUAGACAUUCCACAGCCGAGGAACACCAAAGAGUAACUUUCUCCUUUCCUUUCCUUUCCUUCAAAUUUCAGCUUUACUGGUUGUUUUCAUGACUUUUAGCUUCUAGUCCCACUCUAUGGAUCUCGUCUUUCCACUCUAUUUAUUCUUGAAGUUUAGUUUGGUUUUUUUUUGCCUGGACACAAGUUCCACAUCUUAGACAACGUGUAGAAAUAUUUGUUUUUUGAAGGUUGCUAUGAAAGUAACAGCAUGCAUAUCAAUGUGAUAAAAAUGUACAUAAUUUGAUUUAGAUACGCGUUUUUUGGAGACCAAAAACAAAACCAAAAAUAAUGAUAUUUUUAGUUUUUGAAAGGGGUUUUUUUUAUGAAGAAAUUUUGAAUUCGGGAAUAAUCUGUAAACUUUAUGCCAAAAAAAAAAGUCUUUGGAAUUGGAUCGAAUAGGUUUUUAUAAUUGGUUUUUGGUGUUCUUUUUGAAAACGAGUUUUCGAGUGAUCCUGGUUCUAGGAUGGAAAGGCAAUUUCAGCGGUCCGGAGGUUGUAAAAAAAAAGUAUAAUGCGAGAGAAAAGGAGUGCAUGAACCAAAAAUUAAAAAACACUUUUCUAAGUUUCUCAUUUUUUUUCAGGUAUUUUAAUUUCUUUUUCUGAAUUUUUUCUCGAGCCAAGUCCAACAAAACUUGAUACUGAAAAAAAAAACUUCAGUUUGAUAUCUUUUGAAACUAAAAAUGAGACGUUUCUAAAUCUUCAAAGAAAAAUAAUUGAAAGGAAAAAUAAAAGGAGAAAUGUUCGUCAUCUGACUUGAAAGCUUUCUAGCUUGUCUGAACUCUCUCCUCUCCAUUAUUCGGUCAUCAAAAAUAGAAACAGCUCGUAGAAACAGGAGCUCACCAAAGAGAUAGAGAGAGCUCAGAAAAAUAAAAUUCGCGCUGAAUGAAAAAUCAAUAUCACAAAAAUUCUAUCUUAUAUUUUUUUCAAAAUAGAUAACAAAAUUGGUGAAAAGAGUGCGAAAUUUUUGUAAAAAAAGUUUUCAAGUUACUUUUUUUAGCGGCAUCGAAAUAAAAAAACGGAAGAACUCUAGACAAAAAUGGAGAUGUUCCUGUAGUUGUCAAGUAGCGGCGCUCUUUUUUUGGUUCCAGAAUGGCCGGACAAUGAAGGAAAUCGCGUCGAUACAUCGGAAGAUGGGCCGAAUUGGCCCCGGCCAACGGCCAUAUUAGAGGGAAGAAUAUCGUCGCGUUCCUUCUCAGUUUCAAUUUCAAUUCGCGCGCCUCCCUCCGUUCUCCCUUCUUUGUCCUGUUUCCCUGUCUUUUCCAUGGAUUUUCCGCCGUAGAUGGCACUAUCUAA
This is a messenger RNA of Caenorhabditis auriculariae, 5014 nucleotides long. The record is from the annotation of a GenBank genome assembly. NCBI's taxonomy places the organism in Eukaryota, Metazoa, Nematoda, Chromadorea, Rhabditida, Rhabditidae.